This is a messenger RNA of Oreochromis aureus, 4436 nucleotides long. RefSeq lists its product as uncharacterized. The record is from RefSeq and is a predicted model, not a curated record. The coding region runs from base 287 to 3211 and encodes 974 amino acids. Lineage: Eukaryota; Metazoa; Chordata; Actinopteri; Cichliformes; Cichlidae. Gene Ontology annotation, molecular function: lipid binding. The transcript is spliced from 32 exons. Gene Ontology annotation, cellular component: membrane; extracellular region. Gene Ontology annotation, biological process: lipoprotein metabolic process; lipid transport.
CACCCUCACCUGGACCACAGGGUACAGGUGAAAAAGACAAGCUCCGCCAGUUUCAAGGGAUAACCCAGAUGUGUGGGAAGUAUCUCCAGCCGGUUUCUUUUUUUUUUUUUUUUUCGAGAAGGGAGGGAGGAUCCCGGUCUGCGCGGCUCACUGAGUGAAAACAACCCACAGUAUCAACAAGUAGAGGACACAAAGUCCUUCUGAGGGACUUUUAUAUUCAUAUCCAUUAACCUCUGCGAACAAACGGGAUAAGUUCACCGUAACGGAGACACGGCACUUCUCUGUAAUGGAGCGGUACGAUAACUUUGAUUUGGACCUGGAGUGUGAUGGAGGAGCUGUCUCUCAAAAACCCCCAUUAUUCGGUGGGAUAUUCAAAAAAUCCUCCAAGUCUACAGAACCAUCUGCACAGGACAAUUUAUCAGUCAACGGUGAGCUGUCAAAGAGCAAUGACAGUCUGUCUGACAACACCAAGAAGAAAGGAUUUUUUAAAGGAAUGCCUAAAAAGACAACCAAAUCUGCCAAAGAGGAUCAGCCACAGAAGGAUUUGUCCGCACCCAGUAAGAUCUCAGGCAGCAACGACAACCUGUCUAUAAACAGCAACACUAAGGAGACCAGUGGGAUGUUCAGCGGUAUGUUUAAAAAAUCCCCAAAGCCUUAUGGAGCGAGAGGACAAUCUCAGGAGGAUUUGUCUGCACCGAAUGAUCUCUCUGGCAGCAAUGACAAUCUCUCUGAGAACCACGCAAAAGAGAAAGGAGGAAUCUUCACUGGCAUGUUCAGAAAAAAAGGUGCCAAAUCUCAGUCUCAGGAUGAUUUGUCUGUUGAUGAUGAACCCCUUGCUGGUAAUGACAGUGCUGUGAAGAAGUCUUCAAAAGGUGGCGUUGCAAAGAUCUUGAGGAAUCCCUUCACCUCCUCGUCGCAGGAUAAGGAAAAGACUGACCCCUCGAGAGACUCACAGGAGACUGUUUCUACCACAGAGAAGCCCAAAACCAAGCAGGAGAAGAGCUCCAACAGUGAUGAUGAGGAGACAAGCGACCACGGAGAUAACGAAUCCACUCACAAACAGAAUAAACUGGCUGGGGCAAUGACAAAGCUGAAUCCGUUUCGAUUUGCAAACAAGAAUGAAAAGCAGGCGGGCUUAGAUGAAGAAGAUCCAACUGUCAACAACGAGAAGUCAUCAGGCCAGAAGCAGGUCAAAAGUAACAUGAACCAGUACGAAAGAAGGGAAAGGAGUGCAGCUAUCCUGGUCCCAUCCAGACCAACUCAGGAGGAGAAGGUAACGUCCUCACAUGACAAAGUAAAACCAAGAAGAACUGAGGAUAAUAAUGAAGGCAAAGACAUGACCUCCAGAGAGAAGAAAGAAAAACCUGCAAAGCCUCCUGCAGUUCCUGCCCGACCAUCAGAAGAGGAGUUGAACAGAAUAAUUAGACACAGUCGACAAAAGCUGAAGAACCAACAGAGCCCAUCAGGUGAAGAGGGCAUAAAAGAAGAUGAAUCUGCUGUAGCCAAAGACGGCGAUGAUGAGAAGAACUCUCCAGAGGGUAAAACUGCUAAAGUGGAAAAACGCAAGCGUCACAAUCCAUUUAUGGCCCACUUACGUUCUGCAGACAAGGAUGGAUCUGAUGAUGAAGUGCUCAAAGUUGAUGACGAGUCUGCACCCAAAGAUGAAAAGAAUGAAGAGGAGGGCAAGGGAAAAACCGAGACUAAAGACAAGAAAACAAAGAGAAACAACCCAUUCAUGCAUUGGGCCAAGGCUGCAUCUGAUGAUGAAGGACUUAAAGAAGAUGAAGAGAAAAAUAAUGAAGUGGAGGACAUGGAAAGAACAGAGAACAAAGUCAAGAAACCAAAGAAACACAACCCAUUCAUGUCUCGGAUCAAGGCUGCAUCUGAUGAUGAAGGGCUGAAUGAAGAUGAGGAAUCUGCAUCUAAAGAGGAAAAGAAUGAAGACGUGAGCAAGGAAAAAACAGAGAUCAAAGUCAAGAUAAAAAAGAAGCACAACCCGUUCGUGCCUGGUGUAAAGGCUAAAGUUGUACAGAGACGUGCACAAGAAGCAGCCAAAGCAGAGAAUGAAGGUGAAAACAGGUCUGUGUUCGACCAGCUAGAGGACUACCGUAUUGGCCCUGCCUCAGCAGAAGAUAGUAAUGAUGUUGAUCUUAUGGAAUGGUGGGAAAAUGUGGAACAAUGGAAAGACACACCUCAACAUGGAGACAUGACUGAAAAAGAAGAGGCCAAGGCGUUUGCUUUGACCGCUGAGAAGCUGCAGAAGGGCAUCAGAGUCUUCAACAAACUCUUCACUGAGCGGGCAGAGAGCCUCUGGCAGCAUGUCAUCGACCUCAACGCCAUCGCCGAUGGGCUCGACAAGUUCAGCAAGAACACAAAGAUCGCUCAAAUCACUGGCGGCUCCACCAGCGCCGUUGGGGGCGUCGCCACUGUUGCUGGCCUCGCUCUGGCUCCGGUCACCAUGGGAACUUCCUUGAUUGUGACUGCAGUGGGACUGGGCAUUGCCGCGGCAGGCGGUCUGACAUCAGCAGGUGCUGGCAUCUCCAACCAGGUCAACAACACCAUGGACCGCAAAAAGGUGGAGAAGAUCGUGCAGGACUACCAGGAGAAGAUGGAAGACCUGAACAAGUGCCUGACGUUCAUCAAACAGGGUAUUGAGAACCUGCGCAGGUUUGACCUGAUCAAGAUGAAGAAUAGUGCAUACAAUCAGGACUUUCCUGCACUUACUAGCAGAUUCUAUGAAGAUGGCGCCAUGGCAGGAAAGGCGAUCCUCAUCAAUGCCAAUGAGAUCAUGCGUUUUGUCCAGAUUGCCCAUGUAGCAGGUAGCACCGCAGCCAGAGCGGUCCAGAUUGCUAGUAUGGCAACUGGCGUGCUCACUGGACUCUUUGUAGUUAUGGAUAUCUACUUUGUGUCCAAAGACUCCAAAGAACUCAAGAAAGGGGCAAAAUCAGAGUUUGCUGCCAAAAUCAGGGAGGUGGCGCAACAGCUGCACGAUGGUCUGGUGGAGCUGAACUCAAUACACCAAGAGCUGCAGUUCAACUCACCAGAAAAUCAUGCAGAGAAGACCACUGAAGAUCUGGAAAGUGAAAAGAAAGAGAAGGAUAGAAAAGAUUUGGACAGUGAAAAGAAAGAUGAUGACAGCUCAGAUGAAGAUGAAAUCGACCGCAUUAAAAAAGCCAUCAAAAAGGACCUUGAGAACCGAGAAUAUGUUUGACACAUAACUAGGAAGUACUUUCAGCUUUGCUUCCUUAGUCAGCUUAUUAGUCACAAGCAAAAGUUUUGUAUUUUACUAUCUAUGAAGUAUUUGAUUUUUAAAGAAAACUGCAAUCAGACGUAUUUUAAUUGUCCGAAAGGAGCCUUUUAUGAUGCCUUAGAAAUUCAGUGUAGCCUUAAUCAGCCUUAGUCGUAUUUUUGGUUCUCAGGGCUACACUGAUGCCUUGAUUGGUAUGUUUCAGAUAACAUCACAAAUGGUUUAUUCGUUUUGUAUAUUUUAAUGAAAAGCGCAAAUAAAAAGAAGGUAACUGGACCAUGUUUUACUGCAGUAGCUGUUUGGAACCCCUAGUUUGCUUACGUUUGUUUCAAACUAGUGAGUCUUUCCAUUCAAACGGGCUGCUCCAUUAAGCCUUCAGGAUUGACUUGGCUGCAGGCAGUGUUAACAGUGUUUUAAAGCACUAAAACCGCUUUAGAGCCCGAAGCUACUGACUGUGUACACAGGAACUUAAGAUCUAUAACAUCACUUCUAAAGCGAACAACUUUAGAGGGGGUGGUGUUAACUGCCUGUCCUUUUGUAAAUUGUGUUGCAGUUAUACAUAUAUUCAGAAUUGCAUUUAUUUCAGUUAGUAGCAGCUCUUCAUGUAUUUUAGUGCAGAUGGAAAACAUUUUAUUUAGUAUCCUGUUUUUGUUUUGUUUUUUUUAAUUUGUGGUUUUUUGUUUUCCUUCCCAGUUUACAUAAUUGUUAAAUAAUAUAUUUCAAAUCAUGUUUUCACACUAACUCUAAUAUUCACAAAACUAAACUAUCGUAAAGUUAAUGUGGUUGUGACUACGCUUCAAGGUUUUAACCAAGCUAAGUCUGAACUUAUGAACAUAACACUUAAACAGUAGCAGAAAAGGACAAAUAUGAAUGAAACCAUUUGGUUUGUAAUCAUUUUUUUCUCUUUGGUGAUUUCAUUUUGUCCAGGAGGGUAAAAAAGACCGAGUCAUUCUGUCCUGAGAAGAUUCGCUUUUAUUAUUUUUAUUAAUUCAGAGUCGAGGGUUGACGAGCUGCCUGUACUGUAAGCUCUCAUGGUGACAGCUCUGUGGUCUGUUUCAUAACAGUUGUAUUUAUUUAUUUAUUUUUUCAUAUUCUGUGCUGGCUGAAGUUGAUCAUUCAGUGAUGGUGUCUUUGUGCAAUAUUCUGUUCAAUAUGUGUAAUAAAUGUGAAAUUAAAGGUCAGAAACAAU